Colletotrichum chrysophilum is the source of this 2286-nucleotide messenger RNA. RefSeq lists its product as uncharacterized. Gene Ontology annotation, molecular function: protein binding. Bases 1 to 2286 code for a protein of 761 amino acids. NCBI's taxonomy places the organism in Eukaryota, Fungi, Ascomycota, Sordariomycetes, Glomerellales, Glomerellaceae. The record is from RefSeq and is a predicted model, not a curated record. The transcript is spliced from 3 exons.
AUGGCUCAGCCGCAGCCUCAACCAGGAACUCCAGUGCCCCCUUCACAGUCUCUUUUUGGCGUCCCGACGAACCAGGCUCUACCAGCGUCGUCCUCUUCUUCGACGCCAUCGCAGCAGCCGACGCCGUCGCCGAUGGACCAGACUCCAGGUUCCGCGGCAUCAAGCAACAAUACCUACAUCAUGCCCAACUCCCCUAUUAAAAACAGAGGAACGCUAGAUGGAUACCGACCUCGAAUCACGAGGACCCUAGGCCAGCGCCCUGCUUGUCUCGUCAAUGCCUCCGUCACCUACUGCGGCAACAAUCAGAUAUACGCUUUUGGAGGCUUUGACCAAUACACCGAUGAGGUGUACAACCAUGUUCUCAAGCUGGAUUUGAUCAGCCAUCAAUGGAGCCUGGUAGACAAUUACGGCGAUAUCCCCGGUGUGCGUAUGGGCCACACGGCUACCUUGUACCAAGGCGACAAAUUGCUUGUCUUUGGCGGCGAGAACGAGCAUAGGACGUAUCUUUCAGACCUGAUAAUGUUCGACUUGAAGACGGCACAUUGGACACAACCGCAGGUGACGGGCCCCGUUCCAAAAGGACGAGCUAGGCAUGCCGCUGUUCUCCACGAAGACAAGUUGUUCAUAGUCGGCGGCAUAACUGGCCAUGACAAUUACGUGCUCGAUGAUAUAUGCUAUCUCGACUUGAAGACCUUCACAUGGUCUCGUUCAUGGCGGUUCGUGGGGCGCUUCGACCAUUCCGCUUACAUCUGGGGCGACCGAGUCUGGGUCUUCGGCGGCCUCUCCGAGGACAUGGACAAGAUUGGAGAUUUGUGGUGGUUAGAUCUGAAAGGCAGUCCAGCCUUCGAAUCUUCUCCUCAUGUCGGCAUCUUCGACCGACAAACAGGCACAAGUCGAACAGUCGGCUCCCCGAGACAGCCAUACACACUAUCCCAUCCUCCCCCAGCCGUCGGAGCCUCUGGUUAUGCCGCCAACUCUCGCACCCAACAGGUCAACCCACCAUCUUUUCAACUCAAGACGUUCGCCCCGAUGGCACCUGGAACGAUCUCGUCUUUAAAGUUUGUGUCCGGCCCCAACAUACCCUCUCAGGGUUCUGGGAUUCACUUUCAUGUCUACUCGUCAGGUGCACUACUUGAUUUCGUCACGCCAUCGACAAUCAUCACAUCUAAGGAUUGCUCACUGUCGGCCUUAGAUCUCCCAACACUAAGGUGGCAAAAGCUUGCCGAAGGUCGUGAAAUUUUCAAAAACGGGUACCGCUGGCAUUAUUGCACGAUGAAUGAGGAUGGCACGAAGGCGUGGCUCCUCGGAUGUCCCACCGAUCCUGCCGCAGCCGACCUUGGCCCUAACGGUUUCGAGGAAUACCUAAGUGAUAUUAUGGAGAUGGAUCUUCGUCGGUACGGCUUCCUUGGAAGUAAUAUCUCUUCCGAGCCGCGCACAGAAUCCCGGCCAACUACGAGAGUCAUAGACCAGCCGUCCAAAGGCCUUGGUGCCGACCUAGCCAAACUUUUUGACCAGCCUCCAGAGACAGGCAGCGGGACCGACUUUAGUAUCACCGCGUCAGAGGGCGAUUAUGAGGACGACGAUAUGAUAAGCCGAAAUGUCAACGCUUCAGCAGAUCAGAACUGGCUCGCCCCUGAUGCACCCACCUCACAGCCUAUUCACGUUCACAAGCUUAUUCUUCAGGCUCGCUGGCCACACUUUGCCCGCCUCUAUAACUCUCAAAUGGCUGAGUUUCACACGAAGAGAAUGCAUAUUCCAGAGCCCUACACUGUUGUGAAAGCAUUCCUCUACUAUCUCUACACAGACAGCAUUCACGGUACAUCGGUAAAUGAAAGUGGCGCCACCACCGAAUUGUCUGAUGUGGCCGGGCUACUCGUCAUGUCUAACAUUUACGGAAUACCACAUUUGCGGUUACUCUGUGUGAGCCGGCUGUCGAAGGAGCUGGAUGUCGACCAUGCCUGCAUCAUCUGGCACUGUGCUGGACUUGCCAACGAGGAUUGGCUGCGGAAACGUGCGGCACAAUUCUGCCUCCUACACUGGGGCCGGAUAGUUCGGACUCAGGGUUUCCUUCGCUUGCCGCGUGCUGCACUGGUCGAGCUAUCACAGGAGAUAGACAUGGAGGGGCGUGUUGUUGGUGGCGAUGAGCUUGAGUACGUUGGUGGUUUGGCUGGCACCCGCUUCGGCGAUGGAUGCUCUAUUGUAAGCCGAAAGGAGAGCAUCAGUAGCAACCACACGCAGCUUCUUGACAGCGAGGCCGAUGACGAAGACGGGAUGGAGAUGACAUGA